UGUUCUUCCCCCUUUUUUUUUUCUUUCUUUCAUUCACCUCCUCUUCUUCUUCUUUUUUUAUACAAUCAUGGCAACUGAUGAUGUGGCUGUUUUGGUCAGUGAUCUGUUGAAACAACUUAAUACAGCACCUACUAGUGAAGAAGUAGAUCAAGCAGCUCGUGAACUUGCAAAAGAAGUUAAAAGUCGUGGUAUUAUCAUGUUAAAACAUCAUAAUAUUUUACAAAAGUUGGAAACUAGUGCUAAGAACAAGAAAUCUGGUAUGGAAAGAGAAAGUGGACUUAUUGGUUUUAAUGCUAUGGCUGAAGUGGUGAAGGAUCCUAUUGAACCUAUCAUUUUGAACUAUUUGGUCUUAUUUUUGGAUCUUUAUGCUGAUAAGGGUCAAGUAGUGCAAGAAGCUGCUGAACAAGCCUCAAGAACUUUAGUUGAUCUUGCUCCUCCUGAAGCUGCUCAUUUACUUCUUCCUCUAUUAUAUGAAGGUAUGGGUACUAUUCUCUCUGCUCAAGGUGAAAAGUCUAAUGUAUCCAAGAAAUGGCAAACCAAAGUCGGUGCUCUCAAGUUAUUGAAACGAUUUACCGAAAGAGCUCCUGAACAAGUCGGGGAACUUUUACCUGAAAUUAUUCCUGUCGUUUCUAAUUGUUUGGCUGAUACUAAGAAUGAAGUCGCUUCGGAAGCUCAACGUACUAUGCGUGCUGUCUGUUCUGUUGGUGGCAAUCCUGAUAUUGAACGUCAUAUUAAGGAUUUAGUUCUUUGUAUGGGUGAUCCUACUCAUGUACCUGCUACUAUUGAAAAAUUGGCAAGUACUACCUUUGUUGCUGAAGUCAAUGGUCCUACUUUAGCUAUUAUGGUCCCUUUGUUAACUCGUGCUCUGAAUGAACGAUCUACUUUGUUAUUACGUCAAACUGUUAUUAUUAUCGACAAUCUUUGUAAACUUGUCCGUGAUCCUCGUACUGCUGCUCAAUUCUUACCUCAGUUAUACCCUGGUGUUGAUCGUCAAGCUGAAGGCGCUGCAUUCCCUGAAAUUCGUGCAUUGGCUGGAAAAGCAAAACAAACCUUGAUUGAUGCUGGUGGUCAUUUGGAAAAAGAUGAACAAGACAAACAAUUAUCUUUACUUGGUUUGGAUGAAACGAUAAAUACGGUUAAAACUCAAGUCAAAAAAGUACAAUUCUUUUUGGAUUCAUUCUACAAUCCUGUCUUGGAUUUCAUUGCCGUCCUUUGUGUUGAUUUUGUUCGUCAAGAAAUGUUUACUUUGGAAAAAUGGAUCAAGAUCUUAUCUCCUUAUUUGAAUUCCUUUUUAAUUGCUUCAGAUGUCCCUGGUGUGUGCACUGCUUUACAUGAACAACUACAUACAAUUUGGAAAGAACGUAGUGGUGCUACUGAUGAUGAUGAUGCUUAUGAUCAUCAAGAAGGAGAAGAAAUUUGUCGUGUAGAUGAUUUCUCUUUAGCUUAUGGUACUCGUCUUUUACUCAAUCACACCAAACUCAAAUUACAUCGUGGUCAACGUUAUGGUUUAUGUGGUACAAAUGGUGCUGGUAAAUCUACUCUUAUGCGAUCUAUUCAUCAAGGAAAAGUAGAAGGUUUCCCCUCUCAAGAUCAAGUCCGAACUGCUUUUGUAGAUUAUACUGUACAAGGUGCUGAUACUUCUUUGAAUGUGGUGGACUAUGUUGCUGCUGAUCAUCAUUUAAAAAAUAUCCCAAGAGAAGAAAUUGAAGAAUCUCUCCGAUCAGUUGGUUUUGAUGAUGCUCGUUUGUCUCAUGCUGUCAAUACAUUCUCUGGUGGUUGGAAAAUGAAGGUGGAAUUGGCUCGUGCUAUGCUUACUAAGGCUGAUAUCUUGUUACUUGAUGAACCUACCAAUCACUUGGAUGUCCAUAAUAUCAAAUGGUUAGAAGAUUACCUCAAUAGUCAAACUCAUGUUACCUGUCUUAUUGUUUCUCACGAUUCUGGAUUCUUGGACAAUGUUUGUACUCAAAUUUUGCAUUAUGAAAAGAAGAAAUUACGUUUAUACUCUGGCAACCUCUCAAAGUUUGUUGAAGCUUAUCCAGCAGCACGUACUUACUAUACCCUUGAUGCCUCUACCGUUGAAUUCUCUUUUCCUAAACCUUCCGUUUUAUCAGGAGUCCGAAGCAAUACCAAAGCUAUUUUGAAAAUCACUGAUUGUACCUAUACCUAUGCUGGUGCAUCUCGUCCUUCGUUAUUCAAUGCUUCCGCCUCUUUAUCUCUUUCUUCUCGUGUGGCUGUAGUGGGUCCAAACGGUGCAGGUAAAACAACUAUGAUCAAAUUGUUGACAGGGGAAUCUAUUCCUCAAACUGGUACAGUUUGGCGUCAUCCUGCUUUACGCAUUGGUUAUGUAGCACAACAUGCUUUCCACCAUUUAGAACAACAUUUGGAAAAGACUCCUAUGGAUUAUUUACAAUGGCGUUAUUCUACGGGUGAAGACAAAGAAGUAUUGGAAAAGGAAACUCGUCAAUGGUCUGAAGAAGAAAGGAAACAAAUGGAAAAACAUAUUGAAAUCAAUGGUGAUAAACGGCAAAUUGAAACUUUGUUAGGUCGUGCCAAACUCAAGAAAACUUUCCAAUAUGAAGUCAAAUGGAGAAACUUACUUCACAAAUACAAUACUUGGAUUUCUCGUGAAAAGCUACUUGAACUUGGAUUCCAAAAAAUGGUACAACAAUUUGAUGAUAAGGAAGCUUCUCGUGAAGGUCUCAUGUAUCGUGAAUUGACUGUACCUGCCAUUCGUCAACAUUUUCAAGAUGUUGGUUUGGAUCCUGAUAUUGCACAAUAUAGUAAAGUGAGUGAAUUAUCUGGUGGUCAAAAAGUCAAGGUGGUAAUUGCAGCAGCUAUGUGGAAUAACUCACAUAUGUUGAUUUUGGAUGAACCUACCAAUUUCUUGGAUCGUGAAGCUUUGGGUGGUCUUGCUGGUGCUAUCAAGAAUUGGGAAGGAGCUGUGGUGAUGAUUUCUCACUCUCAAGAAUUCGUUAGUGCACUUUGCCCUGAAACUUGGACUUUGGAAGCUGGUCGAUUGAAUCGUACUGGCAAGACUGCGGUGGAUGAUGAAAAGCAAGUGGAUGAUGAAAAGGUAAAAGCCAAACUCAGCAAGAAGAAAAAGAAAACUAGAAAUGAAAUCAAGAAACAAGAAGAUCGUCGUCGUGCUCGUCAUCUCAAAUGGUUAAUCGAAGGUGGUGAAAAGGAACCUGACACUGAUAGUGAUUAGAUUAGAUUUUUUUUUUUUUCCAUAUUUCCCUCAUUGACUUCACCAUCGUAUAUAGUUAUUCUCAUUUUAUCUCGUUUUUAAAUUAGAAAGUAUUAUUUUCAUGCAUUUUUACUAGAAAUAAUAAAUUCAUUCAUAGAUUAGAAUCAUUCAUAUAUAUAUAUUCUUCAUAUAUUCUCUUAAUAAUUGUUUACGAUAAGAGAAGUAUGGAUGAACAUAGGUUUUUUCAAUCAUGAUUAUCUAGAUCAACAUUAAAAAAA
Halteromyces radiatus is the source of this 3465-nucleotide messenger RNA. Its product is annotated as P-loop containing nucleoside triphosphate hydrolase protein. The transcript is spliced from 5 exons. NCBI's taxonomy places the organism in Eukaryota, Fungi, Mucoromycota, Mucoromycetes, Mucorales, Cunninghamellaceae. The record is from RefSeq and is a predicted model, not a curated record. Gene Ontology annotation, molecular function: ATP hydrolysis activity; ATP binding. The coding region runs from base 68 to 3208 and encodes 1046 amino acids.